AUGUAUUCUGGAAGCAACAGCGAUAUGGAGAAGAAGUACGAAGACCAUAUCAUUUCCAACGAACUGUUUCUUUCCGAGGGGGUUUCGAACAGGAACGCUCCAGACAACAUAACAGGAUGGGAGGAGAGCAGAAGUAGCAUGUACUGUCCUCUUAAGUCCGUCUCAUUCCCUCGAGCAGACAGAGAGGGAAAGGCAGAGGAGUAUAUCAACGUCCUCGAGGAGGAGGCGGACGACGAGGACGACGAUGAUGAAGAGUCAAGUGAGGAAGAGGAGGAGGAUGAGGAUAAACAGAUCUGGGUGGAGAGCUCGGUGGACACAGGUGAGAUGCUUAUAUCAGUCCGAGGAAAAGGAAAUCGUUUGGAGACUAUGACAUCAUCAGUGGACGGCGCGAUCGACAGUGCUGACGCGCUGAAAUCCGACUGGAACAAAGCAAGACACACCCAGACGUGGCAGACUAACAGAAUCAUGAAAAGCCUCAAAGGCCGAGUUAUUUCCUCCGUCAGAGAAGGACUACUGUCAGAUAGAGAUCUGCCUCCCCGCCCUCUUCCUACUCCUUCCCACUUGCAAGUCGUAGACGAAAGAGGUCUGCAGGCUCCUCCCAGGAAGGUUGCUUCAGAGUGGAACGCGUUAGAAAACUCGUCGUUUGACCAGGCGAUCCGGGGAGGACUAGACGGCGGGAGACGGCAACGGUUCUUGGAACUAGUCCAGCUGCCCUCUCGCGCGGAUAGAUCAAAGGGAUUGAGUAGCAAACGACAAUUACAUCGCCCUGAAAAGACGUCCGACUUAGAAAGGAGGUUUGGUCGCUUCGAAACCGCUUCCGAUAUCAGAAGAAGACAAAGCGAGAGGAGUCGGACAACUAAAAAGUCGGCAGACCUUGGAUCUAAAGAGUCAGGGAGGUGGUUGGAUAAGAGGAAAUUGAAACCUCGGAGAGAGCGUUGUGAGAAAAUCAUAGAAAUUACGGACAGGUGUGGCGUAAGUUACCAAGUCAUAUGCAAGCCUUUCUGCCUGGCCAGUGCAAAUGAGGCAGAAGAGCUGGCAAAAUGGCAACGAAAGAAGCUGAAGAAAACGCAAGAAAAGCCGCCGAAGAAAAGGCUAGAAAAGAAGCUGAGAGGAAAGCAAGAAAAGAAGCUGAAGAAAAAGCAAGGAAAGAAGCUGAGGAAAAAGCAAGGAAAGAAGCUGAAGAAAAUGCAAGAAAAGCCGCCGAAGAAAAGGCUAGAAAAGAAGCUGAGAGGAAAGCAAGAAAAGAAAAAAGAAGCAGAAGAAAAGGCAAGGAAAGAAGCAGAAGAGAAGGCAAAAAAGGAGGCAGAAAAAAAAGCAAGGAAGGCUGCAGAAGAAAAGGCUAGAAAAGAAGCAGAAGAGAAGGCAAGGAGAGAAGCGGAAGAAAAAGCAAAGAAAGAAGCAGAGGAAAAAGCUAAAAAAGAAGCGGAAGAAAAAGCAAGAAAGGAAGCAGAAGAGAAAGCGAGAAAAGCAGCUGAAGAGAAGGCUAAAAGAGAAGCUGAAGAAAAGGCAAAGAAAGAAGCAGAAGAAAAAGCAAGGAGAGCGGCAGAAGAGAAGGCAAGAAAGGAGGCAGAAGAGAAAGCGAGAAAGGAGGCAGAAGAGAAAGCCAGAAAGGAGGCCGAAGAGAAAGCGAGAAAGGAGGCAGAAGAGAAAGCAAGGAAAGAAGCAGAAGAGAAAGCGAGAAAGGAGGCAGAAGAGAAAGCGAGAAAGGAGGCAGAAGAGAAAGCCAGAAAGGAGGCCGAAGAGAAAGCGAGAAAGGAGGCAGAAGAGAAAGCAAAGAAAGAAGCAGAAGAGAAAGCGAGAAAGGAGGCUGAGGAAAAGGCAAGGAAAGAAGCAGAAGAGAAAGCGAGAAAGGAGGCAGAAGAGAAAGCAAGAAAAGAAGCAGAAGAGAAAGCAAGAAAAGAAGCAGCAGAGAGGGCGAGAAAGGAAGCGGAGGAGAAAGCGUUAAAAGCUGCAGAAGACAAUGCAAGAAAAGCAGCGGAAGCAAAGGCAAGGAGAGAAGCAAGAGCAGCUGCCUUUCGUGCUACCGUAGCUCGAAUUAAAGAUCUCACCAAAUCUGGGGCGUCUAAUGUCGCUAUGGCGGUCUUAGACCAGCUGGAGCUCAUCAAGAGGAACAACGAGAAGUACAAGUUCCCACAGCGUCGUGGUCUCUACGUGCCCCCUCAGGCUUACCCAAUAUGGCUGCAUCGGGAAGACAAGGCGAAGCUUUUAAGACUGCUUCACGCUAUCACUCAUCCUUUUCCUGAGCGGAAGGAGAGUGAGGAAGAGGAUGUGGAAGAGGAAGAGGAAGAGGAAGUGGAAGAGGAAGAAGAGGAGGAGGAGGUCAUCCCAGAAAAGAGUUCCUCCGAGAGCACGUUGCUCUCCGACACAAUGCCAAACCAAGAGUCCGGCGGCGCGCUGAAAACAAUCCUCAGAGCCUUGGCUCGUAGGUUUACGAUGACUGAAGUCCCGCUCAGCCAGAUUCUCAAGGAACAGCAAGAAAUGGAAGACGAAGACAUGAGCAUUGUGAGCGGAGACAGUCAGGAGGGGGAUAAUUCCGCUGUCAUACCUGUGGAGCCAACAGAAAGAUCCGAGAGAAGUGGAAACGUCUUUGUUAUUAAUGAAAAUGACCUUUUGUCAACGGCUGCUCCCAAGACAGAUGCACUAGGUGUACAACAAGUGAAUCAGGCGUCAUUGCAAGAAUUGCCUUCUAUCUGGGACGAUAUCGAAACAGACGGGAUGUCCGAAGCUGGGUCAGAUUCGGCAGAAACCGUGAUCGAGGUAGGUCAAGACGAGAGUCAACCGCUAGUGGCCCGGCCCUGGAGCUCUACUGUGGCUUUUCAGGAACAGGGGAUUGACAGAAUUAUGAGCGAGGACCUGUCACAAAAUGUACCUAUGCUAAACGAGGAAGACUUUAAAACUCAGCAGCGUUCUCAAACAGACGUUUUCGAGGAACAUUCUCAGGAAGAGACGCAAAAUAUACCAGUAGUUGUUCAGGGCGCAGUGCUAGAGGGUGUUAUUGACAAGAGCGGAAAGGAAAAACCGACUGUUGAAGCAGAGCGCCUCAGCUUGAUAGAGUCAGAAAGCUUAGAACAUAAAACAAAACCACACCCGGCUAUUGUUAAUGAUGGAAAGGAAUCAAGUGUUGAUCCAGAUACGUUGCUUUCCCAUGCCAGCAAAAGAGAAGCUUCUGACAGCUUUACAAGAAAAUCAGGUGACAAAGAUCCAGAAUCUUCUUCCGCAGGUGAAGUGGCGAAUAAAGACUCUACUCCUCAAAGGGCAGUCACUGAUACUGGUUCCUACGAUGCGAAUCACCCGGGAAGUAUGCCGAGGAAAAGUUCCUCUCGUGAAGAGGAUAUCGCUCAUGUACCUGGUCGUGAGAAAAGUGACGAUGUGACGGAUACCGCGGGCUCACAGAAACGACAGAUUCCCCCAAACCUUGAGAAAGAGGGUGGGGAAACUGGUCGAUUUGACGAAUCCAAAAGUAGAGGAGAUGCGGAAGGCGAUCUUGUUAGAGACAAUGAAGAGAUGAAACGUGUUCUGAAAACCGCCAGUACUACCAAUGCUCCGGAUGGGGAAGGGGACCGAGCCACCUACUAUGAUGAAACCACACGUGACAUUAGUAGUACGGGUUUAAAGGCUGAGGAAUAUAACACCGCGACAAGAGAAGGCGUAGGAAAAGAAACGUCCAAAGACAUUAUGAAAGAAACGUCCAAAGACAUUAUGAAAGAAACGUCCAAAGACAAAGUGAAAGAAAUGUCAAAAGGCAAUAUGAAAGAAAAAGACAAUUUGGGAAAAACUUCGAAAACCAGUAUAGAAGAAACGUCGAAAGACAAUAUGGAAGGAACGCUGAAAGAAUAUUUCGCAGGAACCAGCACGGGGACGAUACAAGAGGCAAAAAUAAACUCAGCAGACGCGCUUAAACUCAUAGAGCAACCUGGAAGGGACACAGUCAAAGGGCACCAUGGGCAGCAUGAAGAAAACGUUUUACUAGCUUCGAUUGGUAAAGAACAACAGAAAAGAGUCGCAGUAGAAACGCAGUACACAGAAGGUGUGAAAACAGCAGGUUCGUCUCAAGAUCAGAGCAGGUUACCACCUGAUGAUCAUCUUACUACUGAGGAGACAGAUGAAUCAAGUCAUCUCGCCUCGUAUUUCCUAGAUGGGAAUGUCGAAGAUGGCACUCCAAACAAAUCAACGGCAACGAACGAAGAGUCUAAAGCCAAAGGUGGCCCUGCGUUGGUUUAUGGGCUUGACACUGAUGUCGAGAGAAUUAAAAAUGAGGGAAAAGAGAGAGGAAGAAAAACAGAUCAGGAGAAAACAGGAAACAGGACAGUGUUACAAGAAGGAACCUCAAGCUUUCAACGGACUGCUGAGGUGCAGGGUCGGUUCGGUACUUACAAAAAAACUCCAAAAUCAGAAUUAUUAUUAGCACUUGAGAAAAAAUCUCGUAAAGGUAAAAGUCAAACUUUGGAGAUUACAGAAGACGAGGGAGUGGGGGCUCGUGACAGUCUAAUCCAACAGAUGAUAUCUCGUAUAGAACAAGUGCCAAAGAGCAAGAAAGGAGAGUCGACAAGCAAAGAUGGCGGGCUACAGAUUAAUAACUUACAAACACAGAAAGCGAAUCAAACAGGUCUAAAUGCACAAACUCUCGCAGCACAGGGCGAUGGGCUACGUGUACCACACAUGGUAUCUCCGGGCCGGGGUAAAAAACAGCUGUUUCAAGGCAGUAUCACCAUAGACAAGCUCAUGAAGGUUCAACCCUUUUCCAAGCAGCACAAAACAACCCAAGUUAGGAAUCCAGACUCAGCUGUCUUCUUGUCAGAAAUGGAAGAAUGUAAAAAGGACAAUUCUCAUAUGGAAGAAUAUUUAGCGAUAAGAAAAAAGUUGCAACCAAAAAUAACUCUUGAUUGUAUUUUAAAGCCUUACAAAAAUGAAAAAUCUUGUUUUGCGAAAUAUGGGAAAUCGAACCAAGGAGAAGUCCUUCUCCCAUGUAAGCCAAACAACUACGAAGCUGCUUGGUGCCGGUUGCAAAAACAGAGACGAUCCCGCUACCGGCCAAACAGAAUCAAACUUGAUCGACUACUCUCUCAGAAUGAGAAAAACGACAUGAAGGACCCUUGCAACCCUCAAAAAUCGAAGUUUGCUAAGCAUGCUAACCCGAGCCUUCCCUCAGCGAAGGUAGAAGAAGAGUCGAUGCGUAUUAUCAAAUCUUGGAAGGCUUGUAAACGAAAACAGGAAGAGCCAAUCAUAGACUGUUGGACUUUAACUGGGUUGUCCCCACGACAAUUUUACCUUGAUUCUUUGCCUUUAUACGAAAGUGAAAAAUAUCAGAAACCCCACGAGGACUCCGUAAUUGCGAAAUUCAAAGAGCAGUUAAGCGUUGAUGCUGAUAAGCCAUGUGACAUAGCUAGCCUAUGCCCAAAGUUGUCGUUGAACAUAGAUGAAAUUCUGAAGCAGAAACCGCAAAAGAAGAGCCAGUUUCUUUAUGGGAAGUGCAAUGCAGAAGACUGGGAGACUAUUAAAAAUGUGCGAAAGCGUUGUAGCGUAGGCGACAAAAGAGAACCUCACACAUUAUUGCUUAGUAAGGUUUGUAGUGACAACAAAAAUCUAGACGAUAUGCAAGAGUUCAUAGAUCGCACGAAACCGAAGCUUAAACUCAAUCUAGAUGACAUACUUCAAGGCGAGAUAAUUUCUUCAAAUCAGGCUGCAGAGAGGAAGAAAACUGAAGAAGAAACCCUAAAUCGUGUAUACGAGAUGUUCUUGAAACCCCGAGAAAACAACAAAACGUGUCUUGAGGCAGAAGAUCACACUACAGGAGCCGAACAGAAGAAAUUGGACACAACGAAUCAUAAUAGGUGCGACUACCUCGGCAAUGGCAGAAAUCAGCGAAUCCAGGAUACGAACCAGACGUUGUUAUCUUUUCUAGAUAAACUCAAGCCUGAGUUGUCUUUAAAUAUUGAUGAUAUACUGGCUCAUACUGGAGCAAUAGACGCUUCUGAAAAGGAGAAAGACAAAACGCUCCGAACUUGCUAUAGAUACCUACAGCCCCACAUUGCUAAAGAAACCAAGGUUCAACGCAAAAAAAAGAAAGCACUUACCACGGAGAAGGUAGGGCAGAAGUCAUCACUAAAGAUACAUGAUAAACUCCUACAAAAAGAAGGAAAGAAGUCUGAUCAAAAUGCGCACAGGAAACCGAGCAGUACAUGCUGGUCCCGUGAGCAAGAAACACGCACGUUUGACGCAAAUGAAGUAAUGAGCACCGUGGAGGUGAACAAUACUUUAGAAAAACUCAAACCAAAGCAGUACCUGCACAUUGAUGACAUUCUGCGUCAGCAAGAAACACACACUUACACUUUGGACAUUUUGCGUCAGCGAGAAACGCACACUUUGGACACAAAUGAAGUAAUGAGCACCGUGGAGGUGAACAACACUUUAGAAAAACUCAAACCAAAGCAGUCUCUGCAAAUUGAUGACAUUUUAAGUCAAAAGAAAAUAGAAAAUAAAUCGAAAAGAAAAAGCAGCAACGUGUAUGGCACAAGAUGUUACAACGCACAAUCACCCUUUUCUGAGAGGAACUCAUGGACCAUUAGCCACGAAAAGAACAAAUGUACACAUCGCAAUCCCAAAAAUGCGUCUUCUCUAAACAUGAGUGAUGUACGGGAAAGGAAAGAAAGAAAUAAGCUUCAUAAAGUCGACAAAAUAUGCGAUACAAACUGUGGUACAAAACAACUGCACAGUUUAAAUGAGGCUUUGGUUCUCAACUCUCAAACACUAUCGCCUGAAACGAAAGUGACAACUCCUGUAAAAUCUGAUAAUGCAAGUAAAUUAAACUCAAAUGUUGAAAUUAUGUCUUUAAAAAGCACAUACAAUACAAAACGGUGUCAAAGUGUAGGGGCCGUCACUCGUGAGCACUCAAAUAUUACGUGGAGCUCAGAUCUGUUUGCUGACGACAGGUUGGACGGUGAGUUUCGCUGUCACUCCAGCCCUAAACCUCACUAUGUACGUGAUUCAGGAGCAAGAUGCAAGGUCGAUAUUCAUAAAGGCCUUUGGCACAAAGGAGAAGAAUCUGGAGGUUUUCGUGGAGAAAAGAUGACUAUAGAAGAUGCGAAAAGUUUCAUUGAAAAGAUAAAACCAAAGGUGGGAAUCAAUAUUGAUGACAUUCUCGGUGGUUUGGCCACGUGAACAAAAAUCAAUCUCUCAGCCCGGCU
This is a messenger RNA of Aplysia californica (California sea hare), 7184 nucleotides long. RefSeq lists its product as uncharacterized. NCBI's taxonomy places the organism in Eukaryota, Metazoa, Mollusca, Gastropoda, Aplysiida, Aplysiidae. The transcript has 6 exons. The record is from RefSeq and is a predicted model, not a curated record. The coding region runs from base 1 to 7158 and encodes 2385 amino acids.